AUGUUCAGUGGCACACCGCGACAGGAUACGUGUGAUGUCGAUGCGAUACUGGCAGAUCGCGAGAAAGCGAGUGGUGGUGUUGGAGGAGGAGCAACACGCGCAGUAGGGAGAACAAUUCCAGGACCUUCAGCGAACAUGGAGCGGACUCAGGCUGGUGGUGUAUCCGCUGGGCAAGCUGCUAUGAUGGCAUUACAGAACCUUUCUGAACGAGGGGAGAAGUUGAGCGCAACUGUAGACGCCACGGAGAAUCUUCGCAACAACGCGAUGAACCUCUCUCAACGGACCGGGAAACUGGUUGAGAAAUUGGAAAAGAAGAAAUGGUACAACUUCUAG
Molecule: messenger RNA, 333 nt
Organism: Cooperia oncophora
Lineage: Eukaryota; Metazoa; Nematoda; Chromadorea; Rhabditida; Trichostrongylidae
Source: the annotation of a GenBank genome assembly